AUGGUUUUGAUCCUAACAGAGAUGCUGCAGCUGCUCAACCCAGGAACUGGCCAAACCGGUCUGAGUUCUUUCGUGUAUACAAACUAUCAACAGGGACCCCCUCCUGAAAUGGCUUAUGCUGGUCAAAAUGCUUUUGAUCUUAAUGGAAAUGCUGCAUCUGCUCAAAACCCAGGAUCAGGCCAAGCCGGUCCUAAUUCUUUCCUGUAUACAUACUAUCAGCAGAGACCCCUUCCUGAAAUGGAUUAUACGGCUUAUACUGGUCAAAAUGGUUUUGAUUUUAAUGGAAAUGCUGCAGCUGCUCAAAACCCAGGAGCAGGCCAAACCGGUUCCAGUUCUUUUGAGUAUACAAACUAUCAGCAGGGACCCCUUUCUGAAAUGGUUUAUACUGGUCAAAAUGCUUUUGAUCCUAAUGGAAAUGUUGCAGCUGCUCAAAACCUUGGAUCAGGCCAAACUGGUCCCAGUUCUUUCGUCUAUACCUACUAUCAGCAGGGACCCCUUCCUGAAACGGAUUAUACUGGUCAAAAUGCUUUUGAUCCUUAUGGAAAUAAUGCAGCUUCUCAAAGUCCAGGAGCAGGCCAAAUCGGUCCCGGUUCUUUCUUAUAUGCAAACUGUCAGCUGGGACCCCUUCCUGAAAUGGCUUAUAUCGGUCAAAAUGCUUUUGAUCCCUAUGGAAAUGCUGCAGCUGUUCAAAACCCAGGAGCAGGCCGAAUCAGCGGUCCCAGUUCUUUCAUGUAUACAAACUAUCAGCAGGGACCCCUUCCUGAAAUGGAUUAUACUGGUCAAAAUGCUUUUGAUCCUUAUGGAAAUGAUGCAGCUUCUCAAAAUCCAGCAGCAGGCCAAAUCGGUCCCGGUUCUUUCAUAAAUACAAACUAUCAGCUGGGACCCCUUCCUGAAAUGGCUUAUAUCGGUCAAAAUGCUUUUGAUCUCUUUGGAAAUGCUGCAGCUGCUCAAAACCCAGGAGCAGACCAAAUCGGCAGUCCCAGUUCUUUCAUGUGUACAAACUAUCAGCAGGGACCCCUUCAUGAAACUGCUUAUAAUGGUCAAAAUUCUUUUGAUCCUAAAUGA
Messenger RNA from Salvia splendens (bonfire salvia), 1065 nucleotides. RefSeq lists its product as uncharacterized. Bases 1 to 1065 code for a protein of 354 amino acids. The record is from RefSeq and is a predicted model, not a curated record. The transcript has a single exon. Lineage: Eukaryota; Viridiplantae; Streptophyta; Magnoliopsida; Lamiales; Lamiaceae.